Archocentrus centrarchus (flier cichlid) is the source of this 416-nucleotide messenger RNA. Its product is annotated as C-C motif chemokine 8-like. Lineage: Eukaryota; Metazoa; Chordata; Actinopteri; Cichliformes; Cichlidae. The transcript has 3 exons. Gene Ontology annotation, molecular function: chemokine activity. The coding region runs from base 40 to 363 and encodes 107 amino acids. Gene Ontology annotation, biological process: immune response. Gene Ontology annotation, cellular component: extracellular region. The record is from RefSeq and is a predicted model, not a curated record.
GAAGGACAUCAUCAUCAUCACAUCCACAGUGAAGUCAGGAUGAAGACCACGGUGGGACUGCUGCUUCUGCUGCUCACUGUUUAUCACUGCGCUGCCAUCCUUCAAGUACUGACAUCUCCAGGAGAAUGCUGUUUGAAUGUCUUUACAGGAAGGAUACCUGCACUGAAAAUUAUCUCUGUCACCAAGACUCACAGAAGCUGUCUUGAAAAAGCAUUUGUGAUCCGUACAGCUGCAGGGAGGAGAGUCUGUGUGAGCCAGAGUGUCACCUGGGCUCAAAAGGCUUUUAAGCAGCAGCAGAUCAGUGAUGAUCUUCAGAGUUCAUCAUCAACAACAAUAAAGCUCUGUUAUGUUAAUCUGGGCUAACAGCAUUUUAUUAUGACUGUAUUUUCUAAGAUGCUUUGCGAUGAAUCAGUAAA